This is a messenger RNA of Symphalangus syndactylus (siamang), 722 nucleotides long. RefSeq lists its product as uncharacterized. NCBI's taxonomy places the organism in Eukaryota, Metazoa, Chordata, Mammalia, Primates, Hylobatidae. The record is from RefSeq and is a predicted model, not a curated record.
GGGGUCAGGUCAGGCUGUGGCCUUGGAUGCUCCUUCUGUCCCAUCCACAAACUCAACUUGGCACCUCCUGGGGCUGAGACUGGCACCCGACCCUCUCCUGCAGUGGAGGCCCCUGUAUGUCCUGGGGUCAGGUGGACAGAGCUGUGCACCAUAGAGCAGAAGGGUUCCAUGGAUGGGACCAGGGCUUCCAGGCAGGACUCUGGCCUCCAGGCCUCCAGGCCACAAGCUUCAAGCCGGCCGCUUCCAGGCCCAGGGCUUCUGGCUGGGCAGCCUCCCUGGAUGUCGUCCACUCAGGGCCCCAUCAGACACACUCUGUGGAAAGGAGGUCGCAGCUCCUUUCUGUGCUUCCGCUGCCACCCGCUGAUCUCAGCUGUUAUCUUGACACAGAGAAAAGUCAAACUGCAGCCUGUCCCAGCUUAUCUCUGGGUUAUUUCCGCAAAGAUCUACGCUUGGGCUCUCCUCCUCCAGCCUUGAGGGUGCUGUGCCUCCUUGUCCCCUUGAAGGAGCAGGUGCUUGGAUGUUGGAAUGGUUUUGGCUGGCAGACUGUGGGCAGGGGUGGCCCAUACCGGGUCCCCAGCUCUCCCCCGCCAGCCUCAGCAGCUGUGGACUCUGCAGGUGCUCUGGAGGUGCAGCUGCCUGGAGGGUCCCUGGCCCAUAGGACGUUGUCUUGGACAGUUGGGGGAUGUUUGUUCCUGCAGCGUAGCCUCUCUCGUGCCGGCUAA